AUGACGAAUGAAGUACCCCGUCAAUUGAGAGCCAUGAUGUUCGUCUUUUGGUGCAGGCUAAGUUUGAUGCCAUUGAUGAUAGAAGAGCUGUUCGGAAAAUCUACUGAGUUCCAGUUUAUGCGUUCUUCUUCUCCUCUAGCAACGAAACUCGUAGUCAUGAAGGUUUGCAUAUUUCCAUUGAACGAUAAAACUCAAACAAAGCACAAGUAUGAGGAAGUACCAUGGCAAGUGAUGCCUGCACCAAGUGUGGAAGAGAAUGCACAGGUAAAAUGGCCACCAAAAAGUCAUAAGUAUCAGUUCUUUCCAAAUUCUCUGACAUUUAUGAUGUUAUGCCACUACCAUUACCACUACAACCCCCUUUUACUGCACCAUUCGCAUCAUAAGAACUACCUGCGGAGCCCUGCAGAGCGGGGAAUCUUGUGGAUUUUGGGAGCAGGAAGACAGGACAAGGGGCUAGAAUACUGUUAG
Messenger RNA from Sclerotinia sclerotiorum 1980 UF-70, 468 nucleotides. RefSeq lists its product with no specific name. NCBI's taxonomy places the organism in Eukaryota, Fungi, Ascomycota, Leotiomycetes, Helotiales, Sclerotiniaceae. The record is from RefSeq and is a predicted model, not a curated record. The coding region runs from base 1 to 468 and encodes 155 amino acids. The transcript is spliced from 3 exons.